AUGUUAUCAACCAGUUUGGUUUCAAGUUUGCAAUUUCCAUUUGAUACUAAGAACUUGUUCAAAUUCAAUAACAUCCAAGAAGGAGAUAUUUAUCGUCAUUAUACAACUGUUCCUGAAGAUGAAUUGCCGAUAAAUUUAUAUCAAUAUCAAGAUUUUGUAAUAAGAGUUGAUUAUUCCGAUAAUAAAGAGUUAAAAAAGUUCUUACUCGAGACUAAAACUGCUAAAGAUCAAAAUCAAACCAAUGUAACGUUUAACAAAUGGGCUAAAAAUAAUCAUGGUAACUAUAUCGAUUUACAAAUUAGUGAAGAAAAUUUAAUCAAAUUAAUAGAAAAAUUCCCCACCAUAAAUUACAAUAUCAUUAUCGAAGAUUUAGCUCAAAAAAUCUAUGAAACUUAUCCAAAAAAUCAUCAUGAAUCUCUUAAAUUAGCUUCAACCGAUUCAAAAUAUAAAUUCAAAGCUACAGAAGAAAUAAUCGCAGAAUCAAAAGUAAAUGUAUUAUCAGAAUUAUUCUUUAAAGAAUAUAGACCAUUAGAAACCAUCGAAGCUUGGUUAGAUAUUUUAAAACAAACUUAUCCUGAUUUAAUUUCUUUUGAAGAUAUUGGUCAUACUUAUGAACAUAGAACUUAUAGAGUUGUCCAUUUUUCAGUGCCAAAUUCAGAUAUUGAACAUCAUGAAAGAAAAACCAUUGUGGUAACGGGGGGUGUUCAUGCCAGAGAAUGGGUAUCAGUAAGUUCAGUAUUGUAUACCAUCUAUUCCCUUAUCUUACAUUAUAAUGAAAAUCCAUCAUCCAAAAUCUUAUCUAAUCUUGAUUUCUUAUUCAUUCCAGUUUCAAAUCCUGAUGGAUAUGAAUAUUCUUGGAAAACUGAUAGAUUAUGGAGAAAAAACAGACAAGAAACCAUCUUUCCAAAUUGUUUUGGUAUUGAUAUUGAUCAUUCAUUUGAUUUCCAUUGGACAAAAUCUUCAGACUGGGCUUGCGGAGAAGAAUAUAGUGGAGAAUUACCAUUUGAAGCUUUUGAAUCACAAAUCUGGGAAGAGUAUCUUAAUCAAACCAAUAAUGAUCAUAAGAUCUGGGGUUAUAUUGAUUUACAUUCUUAUUCUCAAGAAGUUUUAUAUCCUUAUGCUUAUUCCUGCAGUGAACAACCAAGAGAUGAAGAAAACUUGAUUGAAUUAGCUUAUGGUAUUGCCAAAUCCAUUAGAUUACAAUCCGGAAAAACUUAUAAUGUGUUACCUGCUUGUAUAGACAAGGAUGUUGAUUUAUUACCUGACUUAGGAUCAGGAUCUGGUUUAGAUUUCAUGUAUCACAACCGUGCUUAUUGGGCUUAUCAAUUAAAAUUAAGAGAUAGUGGUAGUCAUGGUUUCUUAUUACCAGGUAAAUAUAUUGAACCAGUUGGUAAGGAAAUAUUCGCUGGUAUUAAAUAUUUCUGCUUAUUUAUUUUGAAUGACGAAUAG
Scheffersomyces coipomensis is the source of this 1449-nucleotide messenger RNA. RefSeq names its product putative metallocarboxypeptidase (gene ECM14). The record is from RefSeq and is a predicted model, not a curated record. Gene Ontology annotation, molecular function: metallocarboxypeptidase activity; zinc ion binding. The transcript has a single exon. Lineage: Eukaryota; Fungi; Ascomycota; Pichiomycetes; Serinales; Debaryomycetaceae. Gene Ontology annotation, biological process: proteolysis. The coding region runs from base 1 to 1449 and encodes 482 amino acids.